AUGGCUAUUCACUUUGUCUACUUCUCUUGAGCUGCUUUCAACAAUUGCAUUAUCAAAAUACGGGAUCACUUUAUCUACACUGCCUUCUGGCCCUUGGCGACGUCAUCCAUCGGUUCUUUGGUUGUGGCUGGAUGUGGACUGCUGGCUGGAUUACUCUACCGGUACACUUUCAUUCAAAGGAUCAACCUGAUUCCAUUAUCAGUCUCGAGAGUGUUAAGUCGGAUACUUAGUCCAAUAUUCGCCUCCAGUGAACCUAAAGAUAACCAAACUCCAAUCGGUGCUACUUUGGAGAUUCAGAGACAGCAAGCUCUUGAUCAAAAACUUCGGAUUGAAGAAUUAUUAACAGUAGGCAACUCACUCAAUCAGAAUACAUUCUAA
This is a messenger RNA of Rodentolepis nana, 378 nucleotides long. The record is from the annotation of a GenBank genome assembly. Lineage: Eukaryota; Metazoa; Platyhelminthes; Cestoda; Cyclophyllidea; Hymenolepididae.